Molecule: messenger RNA, 1748 nt
Organism: Cuscuta epithymum
Lineage: Eukaryota; Viridiplantae; Streptophyta; Magnoliopsida; Solanales; Convolvulaceae
Source: the annotation of a GenBank genome assembly
AUCUGUUCACUAAUAGACGAGCUGAAAAAAUCGGGCCUCCGGCGACGACUGGCCGGUUGGGAUUUAAUUUUUCGACUAUCGGCCGGCCGGCAGGGUGGCUAAACAGACACAUAUGUGACAUUGCUGCAUGCAAGGGCAACUACCAUACACCUGAGAAUAGAACAAGUGAUACAGAAACGAGUUGUACAUUCCAAUAUAUUGUAGUUCAGGACCGGUGGAAAUAUGAGAAAGACGAUUAAUUGUUGGAUGGUGGUCUUUAGGCUAUUCCUUUUCACAUACGUUUUUGCAACAAUUGACAAAACCAACUCCAAAUCAUCUUUCAAGCAGUGUGAAACCAUCGUCAAGAAAUGGGCUUCGUCUUCCCAAGAAUUUGAAGUCUUUGAAGAUCAAAAGACAUUGAAGGAUUUGUUAUUUUUCCUUCACGUUCCCAGGACAGGGGGAAAGAAUUAUUUCCAUUGUUUUCUGGAGAAGCUCUAUGAUCCCUCUUCAAAGUGCCCACUUUCCUAUGAUGAGUUAAGGUUUGAUCCAAGGAAUCCAGGAUGCAACUUGACUGUAACUCAUGAUGAUUACAGCUUGAUGUCUAAGCUACCAUAUGAUAAAACUUCUGUGGUGACAGUUAUUAGGAAUCCAGUAGAUCGUGUGUUUAGUUCUUAUGAAUUUUCUGUGGAGGUUGCAGCCAGGUCACUAAUGUUUCCCAAUUUAACAUAUGCUACUGAAGUGGCUAAUCGUCGACCUGUUAGUGUUGAGAAACUAGGAGGAAACACCCUAGAUAUAUGGCCAUGGAAGUACUUGGCUCCAUGGAUGAUAGAAGAUCUAUUUGCUCGAAAAAAUAUGAGAGAAGUGAAGGGUGAAAAUCUUAUAAAAACCAAUGAGCCAUACAAUAUGGGAGAUAUUGUGAUGCCUUUGCACCAAUUCAUCAAUGAUCCUAUUGCAUUGGAUCUUGUUCACAACGGUGCCACAUUUCAGGUUGCAGGACUCACAAACAACUCUUACUCAAAAGAGUCAAAUGAUGUGCGCAAAUGUGUAUUGAAAUACCAAACUCUUGGUGAAUAUGUUCUUGAAGUUGCCAAGAGGAGGUUGGAUGGUAUGUUGUAUAUUGGGCUCACUGAUAAACACAAAGAAUCAGCUGCUUUAUUUGCAAGUGUGGUUGGUGAUCAAGUGAUAUCUAAAUUAGCUCAAUCGCGAUUUAGUGUAAAUGGUUCCACUAUCAACCAUUCAAAACUUAUCGAUCCAUUCAGAAACUCAAGCUCUAAAACGGAGACAACGAGAAAGCUUGUGAAAUUAUAUGAAGGGUGCAUUCAAAGGUCACUUGAAUCUCAAAGACAAAGGCGUGCAUCGUCUGUGAAAUAUAUCACUCCGGUAAAUUUCACUCAGGAGAGUCGACAUCAGGUUCCGAAGAGAAUUAUUGAGGAAAUUGGUGCACUAAACAACCUAGAUAUGCAGCUUUAUGAAUAUGCACAACUAAUCUUUGAGAAGCAAAAGCAAACAGGGUCAAAGAAGGUGAUUACGGAGGUGAUGAGUUAUGGAAUGUUGAACGCUUUGUAUGUUACCUCUUGGAAACAUCUUCCAUUUGCAUUACCCUUUCUACUUUUGCUCCCCUUCAUUUUCAUAUAUGUAAGUAGUAGAACGAAAAGAUCAAAAUCCAAAUUGUGAAUACACAUUACAGAUAUAGUAGUAGCACGCAACAUGUUCCUAAGAUACAAAACUGAAAGAAGACUUGCAACUAUAAUGUAUUCGUAUUUUUCAAG